AUGAGUGUGCCAGCUGUAGGUCAACGUCAGUCGUUUGACGGACAUUUGGGUACCAUUCGGUAUGUGGGCACCGUUCAAGGGACCACCGGUGACUGGUUGGGUGUUGAAUGGGACGAUGCAACUCGAGGCAAGCACUCGGGCGAGCAUAAAGGCGUCAGAUACUUCUCAUGCAAAAGUAAUCGUCUCACGGCGGGGUCUUUUGUUCGCCCCUCCAGGCCUUCAGACCAGCCUCGGGGCUUUCUAGAAGCCCUACGGGAGAAAUAUGCCUCUGAAUCUGAACAAGACUUUUCUCAUGAUACCUUGUUGAGUGGAACAGCUCGAGGCAAGGCAAUCGAAAUUAGCGGCAAGGUAGUCGAAGAAGUUGGCUUCGACAAGAUUCGGAAACAGCUCGCUGAGCUCCAGGAAUUGCGCAUUGUCCUGCUUGAUGGCUUGCGAGUUGUCGGGGUUAUCGCAUCCUACGACCAGGAUCAAGCGUCCCAUAGUGAAGCAGUUCACAAGAUUGGAGAAACUUGCCCCAAGAUUACGGACCUUGAUCUCAGUCGAAACCUACUAAGUCGCUGGCGUGAUGUUUGGGAUAUCUGCAAUCAGCUGAAGCAGCUGAAGAAGCUGAAGUUGAGUGGCAACCGAUUCCAAGCUUUGGGAGAUAACUUGAUGUUCAAUGGGAUCACCGAGCUACACUUAGAAGAAACCUUGCUGACCUGGGACGAAAUUGCUGCCAUUGCAUCUCGAUUCCCCGACUUGACAUCUCUCACAGCAUCUGCAAACCAGCUCUCUGAGAUAACCUGUCCCCUCCCCAGCACUAUCACAACAUUAAACCUCGAGCACAAUGAGAUCGCCUCAAUAUCAGCUCUUCGGCAUCUCGCCGCGCUUCCUAACUUGGAGCACCUAUCUGUUCGUGGGAACUGUAUCAGCACCGUGAACGAAAACACCACAGAUACAACCCUAGAUUUCCAAUUUCCACCGACCCUCCGCUCUCUCGACAUUUCCCGCAACAAUAUCACCUCCUGGAGCAUUCUUAACAAAGUUUCCACCGUAUUCCCAGGGCUAACCACCCUCCGGACCACUGGCAAUCCUCUCUUCGACCAAUCGCCCCUCCCAUUAUCCGUCACAGACGCCUCCAAACCAAUGACCAUCGACGAAGCAUUCAUGCUAACUCUAUCUCGCUUCCCGCCUUCCCUCACAGUCCUCAACUACAGCACCAUCUCACCACAAGAUCGCUCUAAUGCAGAAAUGUAUUACCUUUCCCUCAUUGGCAAAGAACUCUCCGUCACGACCGAGACAGAAGAGCCCGCUAUUCUGGCUACACACCCGCGGUACAGCGAGCUGUGCGAGCUAUAUGCUGAGCCAACAAUCACAAGAGCCAUCAUAUCGGAUUCCUCUGGGGCGAGGGUGAUCCACCCGCGGUCUGUGGCUGCGCGGUUAGUCAAGAUGGCGUUCCGUCUGCCGCAAGAGGAUGACACAUUCAUAAGCCAUAUCAAGGAAAUCCCCGGUUCAUUUGAUACCUACCAGGUCAAGGCCAUGGUAUCGCGGCUCUUCGGACUACCAGCGUUUGGCUUCCGGUUGAUCUGGGAAACUGAUGAGUGGGAUCCUGUGGAAAAAGAAACUGGCGCUGACGCUGCUGUUGAAUGUGACGAGGAUAGUGAGGAUGAGGAUCGCCCUGAUAUUGCUCCUGGGCCUGAACGGACAGGCGAAGAUCUUGAUACGAGCCGGUUCGUGCGCAGAGAGGUUGAGCUAGUUGAAUCCACGAGGGAUAUUGGGUUCUUGUUUCAGGGCGAGGUGGGAGAGGUGAGAAUUCGGGUUGAUGUUCUUGACACUGUCUCUACGAGGUAG
Molecule: messenger RNA, 1830 nt
Organism: Penicillium paradoxum
Lineage: Eukaryota; Fungi; Ascomycota; Eurotiomycetes; Eurotiales; Aspergillaceae
Exons: 4
Coding region: 1-1830 (609 amino acids)
Molecular function (GO): protein binding
Source: RefSeq, a predicted model, not a curated record